AUGUGGAGCAGCGUAUUCACAGCAUCAGUGCGAGUGAUCAGUGCAAGUCCAAGAGAAAUGAGUGUAAACGUAGGUGAGACAAUUGUACUCUACGGUGUCUUGUUGCUCAACAUCGCGGCCUUCACUAACGAUGGAUGGAUAUGUGGAAGGCUCUACUGGCAGAGGUGCCUCGAGGCAUCAUACGUGACACUAAUUAUGGUGGGUGUCCUCACAACGACUAUUGUGCUCUCCCUCAUCGUCACCAUCGUUCAAGCAGUUGUCACAUUCAUCGAUUCUGACUCCAGCGUGUCACAGACUGCAAGUGAGCGCAAAAGUGCUUACAUGCCUCGUGACAAUUCUCGAUGUGUUCGCCAUCUUCCAUCACUACAGUGA
Messenger RNA from Echinococcus granulosus, 372 nucleotides. RefSeq lists its product as hypothetical. The coding region runs from base 1 to 372 and encodes 123 amino acids. Lineage: Eukaryota; Metazoa; Platyhelminthes; Cestoda; Cyclophyllidea; Taeniidae. The transcript has a single exon. The record is from RefSeq and is a predicted model, not a curated record.